Molecule: messenger RNA, 8615 nt
Organism: Lagopus muta (rock ptarmigan)
Lineage: Eukaryota; Metazoa; Chordata; Aves; Galliformes; Phasianidae
Product: left-right determination factor 2-like
Exons: 4
Coding region: 695-1873 (392 amino acids)
Biological process (GO): SMAD protein signal transduction; BMP signaling pathway
Cellular component (GO): extracellular region
Molecular function (GO): transforming growth factor beta receptor binding; growth factor activity; cytokine activity
Source: RefSeq, a predicted model, not a curated record
GGUUUUAAGAUUACCUCAAGGCAAACAGCAGCCUCCUGCACCCAGGCUCCCUUCACCUUUACUCUCCAGAGCAAGCUUUCUUUUGGUUUUUGAUACUGAUCAGAACACCAACAAUUAUUGUUGGGGUUGUAGAGAAGCAGAGUGGUUUCUUGUGUUCGCUGAGAGAUCAUCUGCCUGAAAAUAAAGCCAUCUGCUCUUAAGCACAGGCAUUAUUCAGCCCACAUCUAAAAUACCAGGACUGUGCCUCUUCCGCUUACCUCCCUGUGAUCUAUAGGCAAUGUAAAAGGCCAUAACCCAUCCAACCACCUCAUUCAAUGCUAUGAUCAUCUAUUCAGAGAUCGUAGUGGGAUCUGCCCUCCCCCCCCCCAUAUUUUAAGUUAUUUUGUAAUGCCCACCAUAAGGGCAGAUGUUCUGCUGGAGCUUUAUUCUCCUGACAGAUACUGGCCACUUCAGGCAGCAACUCCAUCGAUGUGUGAUGCUGCUCACUCAGGGGAUUUUUAGGCAGAAGUUUACAGGGAGUUAAAAGAGCAGGGAAAUGUCUUCCUGGUGCAGGAAUCUGGAAGCUCCCCUAAGCCCCCCAUGUCAGCCUGGUGGUGUGUGGAGGUGUUAAACUGGCAUGUGUCUAUCGAGGCGGGGGUGAGCCUUUUAAGUCCCCUGCUUCUUCCCCACUUGUGGAAUUUGUUGUGCCAGUGGGAUGAGGCUGGCUAUAAAACCUCUGUCCCACUCCACAGCCAGCGAGUGCAUCGCAGCCCCGCUGACAUCCCCGUUCCUCCCUGUGAGCCACCAAAAGGGCAGGAUGGAGGCAAGCUUCACCCGGAUUCUCUAUGUGCUCUCUCUGGUUGUCAUGGCCUAUGCCUUCUCCCAGGAAGGGUUCAAAGAAGUGAUGCUGAAGCAGCUGGGGCUCUCUGAAGUCCCUAAGCUUCAUAAGAGAGACCUGAUGGACCUGGUCAUUCCCGAGCACGUGAAGAACAAGUACAUCUCCAUGCUGAAGCGGCACAGGGGGAAGCGUCGUGCCUCUCCCAGCUUGGCCAGCAUCCUGCAGGGGAUCCCCGGCAAUGCAGAAGUCUUCUACUCUGACCCCAUGCGCCAGAACUUCAUCUUUGACAUGGAGGGAAGGAUACCAAAAAACAGUGAAGUGACAAUGGCUGAACUGAAGCUUUUCAAGAAGCCCCUGGACAGGGUGAACCUGCCAGCCAGGCAGCCCCAUCGGCCUGUCUCCAAUGCCAGGGUCAGCAUCUACUGGGUGCAGAGACAGCAUGAUGGCACAAACAGGACCUCACUGAUCGACUCACGGCUGGUUCCCAUAAGAGAGUCUGGCUGGAAGAACUUUGACGUGACCCAGGCUGUGCAUUACUGGCUGCGGAACAAGAGGCAGGAGCCAAUGGUCCUGCAGGUCUGGAUUGAAGGGGAAAUGGUGGGCAGCUACGCUGCAGAGGUUGCCAAGGCCGUGCGCUUCACCUCUCAGGAUGCUGGGGACAGAGCUGUGGGAAGACCUGAGCUGGUGCUCUACACCCUUGACUUGGAGGACUAUGGGGGCCCUGGGGACUGCAAGGAUGGAGUGCAGGCAGGAAAGUCCACCUGCUGCCGGCAGAAGCACUACAUCAACUUCCGUGAGCUUUCCUGGACACAGUACUGGGUCAUCGAGCCAGCAGGAUACCAGGCUUACAGCUGCCGGGGGGGCUGCCUGCAGCUUCCCGGCCCACUGCAGCGCUGGGGAGGCAGGAAACGUGCCUGUGCUGUGGCUGAGAGCUCCCCCCUCCCUAUCAUGUACCUGGUCCAGAGGGGCAACCACACCGAGAUUGAGGCAACUGAGUUUCCCAACAUGAUCACCGAGAAGUGCAGCUGCAUGGCAGAUGGUGCAGCACUUCUGUGAGGGCUGACUUAGGGAAGGAAUGGUGCUGGUGGGCCUGAAGGAUGUGCACCUCCCUGGGUUUGGUGUGGCUGCCUCUGGGUAAUUUCAGUCCCCACUCCAAGGCACUGCAAGCAGCUGCAGGUGAAAGGCAAGGACAGUGAUCACAGUCAGGUGCAGAAGUCAAGCCUGGGUUUGGAUUUUAGUUCCUUUGUUCCCUAUGCUUUGUACAUUUCAGUCCUUGUCUGCCCAAAUUGUGUUUACUAUGGAUAGCAGAGCAAAAGCACUUACAUGUAUAUGCUGUAUACACACACAGAUGCAUAUGUAUCACAAAUACAUGUACAUAUAUAUGUACAUAUUGUAUACAUGCAUAUUGUUUAUAAACAUAUUUUCUACAUAUAUGUACAUAUUUGUACAUAUAUGUACAUAGAAUAUUGCCUAGAGCUAAAAUGAAUGUACAUAUGUAAGUAUGCGUUGUAUGCAUAUAUCUGUAGAUAUACAUGUACAAACAGUGUUAUCCAGAACUAAAAGGACAGUACUGUUGGGCUCUGUACCAAGGAUUUGGCACAGUUUUAAGCAGAAUUUAGAGUCCUGAAGCCAGUGAAUAUAUUGGGACUUGGGUUUGCUUGCACAAACAAGUGUUUAUAGACUCAGGUCCUCAUUUUUUCUGAUUGUGUAUUACAGUUUUUUCAGCUACUUUUCUAGUCUUAAUUGCUUUCAAAAUUAAGUAAACAAUAAAAUAUGAUUAUUUAAAUAGCCAUGUUUGCAUAUCAUUAUUCCUAGGUGUAAAAGCAGAGGAAAAAAAUCUGUAACAUUUCUGACUGUACCCCAGUGCCCAGCUUCUUCAUGCACACACCCAGCAACAGUCAUCAGCUGUGCACGUGUCUCUGCCUGCUUAUGAUAAAGAUUAUCUGCUCCUGUGGGCAGGGACAGGGCUGAAUCAGGGAGGAGCACGCACCACCGGUGCUUCUCCCCAGUGUCAGGUGUGAUCUCCUUUUGAACAACACAAAAUCAUGGAAAAUGCUCCUUGAACUCUGACUCUGGGGCCAUGCCCACCGUUCUCCGGUGCAGACUCUUUCCCUAACCCCCAGCUGCCCUUCCCCUGACACAGCUCCACGCCAUCUCCUCAGACCCUGUCGCUGUCACACAGAGCAGAGCUCAGCUCAGCGCUGCCCUCUACUCCCUGUAAGGAGCUGCAGCUGCCAUGAGGCCUCCUCUCAGCUCCUCUGCUUUGGGCUGAGCAAACCCAUGGCAUCAGCCACUCCUCACACAUCUUUGCCCUCCAGGCCCUUCUCCAUCCUCGCAGCUCUCCUUUGGACACUCUCCAAUAGAUUUAUGUCCUUCCACCCUCAAACAAGUACUGGGUUGCUGACUGGAGUGUCACUGAUGGUAACUGACUCCUACACCAGCGUAAGCUGCACGUGGAGCCCAGCCUAUGGGCCACAGACAAGACAAACCUUUCCCCAAGCGCCUACUUCCUUGGAGAUACUCAAAAGCUGUCUGGACGUAGUUCUGGACAACCUUGAGCAGCAGGGUUAUGCAAGGCGACCUCCAGAGAUGGCUUCUUACCUCAACCACUCUAUAAUGGUGUGAAGAGGGGGAUUGGAUGGGCCCAGCUGUGACUUCGGCUUAUCCAUCAGGAAGGUUGAGAAGCAAGGUGUCCCUGCCACCCUGCAGGAGACCAGCUCUGAGGUCACCAGCCACACCUGCAUUCACCUCAGCCUGAGGAUGAGCUGGUACCUCUCACCUGUGUAAAUGCUGGUGACAAACAAAUAAAAAAAAGCUUUAAUGGGAGAAAAAAAGAAAAAAAAGGAGCUAGGUACAUAUCACCAAGGGUGACCCGGGUUUGAGCAGGAUGAGCCAGACCGGCCAUGGCCAUUUUCUUCUCACAGUUACAUGGAGUCUUUCUCAAUGAGCAUUCAGCUCCAGUUCCUACCCACCCAGGAGGGACAGGCCACAGCCGGAACCUCAGCUGUGAGGAACAAAGCAGAAGAUUUAUCUACACCCCUCUGGCUCCUGGGGAAGAAAGCGUUUGAACUGGUGUUUGACUGAGGAAGAAAAGCAUUAACUUUGUUGUCCCUCCAGCCCAAGCCACACAUCCUCCUCCCAGGCUGGGAGGAAGUUGUACUAUGGGGGCCAGGAUGGCAGAGGGCCGGCAGCACUGACCUCACCAACCCAUCAUGCCCAAAUAUCACAAGCACAGUAUUCAUGCUUCAUGAGACACACAGCACGUCUCUGCUGAGUCACCCUUGCUGGCUUUGCAGUGAAGAUCAGCAGGGUGGGAGGUGGGUCUAAAAUGGAGAAGGCUCCAGAGGCUUCUAUAGUGCAAACUUGAAGGCAGAGGCUGCAGAUGAAGCCCUGCUUCCCCAGACAUCCCCCAGUGCCACAGAAAUUAUCCCCCAGCCAGCCAUCUUCAGCACAGGCAGCAAUUGCUGUGAUAUCAUGCGCAUGCUGUCUUGCUGCUUUUGUAUUGGUACAAGCUGUAGCAGACACAAAGCCUGUCGAGCUUGUCAUGUUAUUCUUCCCACCGGAGCAGCAGCACAACCCCUGAGGAAAGGCAGAACACCUUACAUGCAUGACAGCAGCUUGUUUCAGCAUUAACAUUUAGGCUUCACUAGAAAAAAAAAAUGAUAAUAAGGAGGAGUAGCGCAGUUUUCAAGCCACACAAAAUGCCCCUGCCAGCUGAGCUACAGUGCCCUGUCUGAUCCUUGCACAUUUUCAUCCAAAUCGAGGCUGCUCUUCUAUUUUCUUUAAGAAUCUAUGAGAAGUUGCAGCUUUGCCCUGCUGGUGAGACCUCAUUUCUGCCUCUUUUUUUUUCCCCUUUGCAUUUCACAAACUCCUACAAAUAGCAUCUGACACUUGGCCUCUCAGGACAGCCUCCUAAUUGCUGGCGUAAGUAGAAAGCCAAAUUCCCAAUCCACAUCUCAACAGAGGUGAUAACCAAAGCAGCUCCUCUGCCCUGGUUGGGAACAGCUGGAGGCUGGGAAAGAGGGACCCAGCACAAACAGACAGGGAGUCAAGAGCUUUUCAGACCACUGUGUGAUCCCCUGAGACUUUGAUAUUUUUAAGGAACCAUCCAAAAGACUCAAUAUCUAGUUUUUGCCAAUAACAAUGUAAAAUGAAAUGCCAGCCAACCACAUCCUGGGCUGCAUCAAAAGAAACGUGGCCAGCAGGUCAAGGGAAGUGAUCCUGACCCUUUGCUCUGUGCUCUGAAACCUCACCUGGAGUACUGCAUCCAGAUGUGGAAUCCUCAGUACAGGAGAGAUGCGGACCUGAUGGAGUGUGUCCAGAGGAGGGCCACAAAAAUGACCCAAAGGAUGGAACACCUCUCCUAUGAGGACAGACUGAGAGAGCUGGGACUGUUUAACCAGGAGAGGAGAAGGCUCCAAGGAGACCUGAGAGCAGCCUUUCAGUAUCUAAAGGGGAGCUGUAAGAAAGAAGGGGACAGAUUCUUUAGCAGGAUCUGUGGUGACAGAAAAAGGGGAAAUCCUUUUAAACUAAAGGAGAUAUUUAGAUUGGAUAUAAGAAGCUUUUUUACUGUAAGAGCGGUGAUGCACUGGCACAGGCUGCCCAGAGAGGUGGUGGAGACAUCCAUGGUCAGCCUGGACGGCACUCUGAACACCCUGAUGGAGCUGUAGGUGUCCCUGUUCACUACAGAGGAGCUAGACUAGGUGGCCUUUAAGGGUCCCUUCCAACUCAAACAAUUCUAUGAUUCCAUUACCUUGCACUGUAUGCAGCAACACCUGUAACCACCAGAAAUGUUUUCAGGGAGCUGUGCAAUAGCUCAUAAAACUGCAGCAGAGGUUCCACGAGCCAACUGGUGCCUGAUGAGCACCCCUCUGCUCUCCAGACCUCGCAGGCAGCUCUCUGAGGAGCUUCUUGCUCUCCAUUGGACUCCACCGGAAGGCAGGCGGGGUUUACGAUCACGCUUUUUCAGAGGGUUCCACCAGCACCGCCCGGAACAGGACACAUCCUCCUGUUAGUGCACUGCCACCUACAGCAGCAAGCCUAGAAGUUGCCCUACUCAGAAAAACGAAGACGUAGCUGCGUGCUGUCUGCAUCCUUUCCGCCAGCGCAGGCACAGUGCCGUUUGUGCAAAAACUGCAAAUUGGCUUUUCGGGAGCUCGUUUGUCGGCAUUGCAGAGGAAAGUAGGAAAGAAGCCUUUUGACUGAAGGCAGCCAGCUGCUGUCUGUUCUUUGCAAACUUCCACAAGUUCUUUUUUGAUACCUGUUUAAGAAAUGGAGAUAUUCAGCCCCUAAUCUUGCAGCACUCUUCUGACUACAAACUCCAGGACUUCCUACACUGCUAUGAGAUGGAAAACAUUCAUGGAAAACAAAAACAUUAAGUGUUAUUACAUGAUAUUCAAUUUCUCUGAGAUGAGGGGGACGAGAAAACUAGUUCUCACUUAACAGUGUCCUUUGUGUCACAGAAACAUAUCUAGACAAAAUUAUUCAGUAUAGCAAUGAAUGCUCCUCUGGGUCAUCCAAACUGCUGCUUAAGCUGACCAGCAGACAAAAACAUUGCUAAAAAGCAACACAGAAGAAAACAUGUUCCAAUUCUGAACUUCCCAGAAUUUGUACCAAAAACCUGUAUUUCACCUGGGUAAUCACCCACCCUGCUUCCUACUAUUUUGUGUAUGGUUAAUAUUAGACUUUCUUCCAGAUCAUAAAUGGAUCUGCAUGAAAUAUAAAGCCUCUUCCUCAGAUUUGUGUCACUGGUUUCUCUAAUUCUAUUAUCAGCUGACAACGGAGAAAAUACGAGAAGAGCACAAGUCAGUGCUCCAGCUCUUUUACAUGUUCAGGGAGGAAAAAAAAGUAGUAAAAUGACUCCUCAGAAUUCUGCAAGACACACCUCACGUAGAGAAAAGCUCUCCUUACUCAUUGUGUGUACACACUGUUAUGAGAAGAGCAGUAAGCACACUGACAGUGUGCCAGCCAGGUGAGAUUGCUGCUGAGAUGUAACUUUUGUUGAGGGACCCCCCACCUCUUCCCAUUCUCUAAUGAAACACACUCAGGAAACCAAACCUUUCCAUGCAAGAUCCACUUGUGCUGUCACAAUCCCCAUAUGAUACGACUUGCAGUGUCCUCAUGUUUCUUUUGCCCUUUUCUAAUUUUCUAAGUCCUUGAUAAAGUGUCAUACAUGUGAAAUAUCAAACAUCAACUUACCUGCCAUGUAUUAUUUUUAGUUACCUGCUGUGUAAAUCACUUCUCAUCAAAUAGACCACAUUAUUCUAACAAUAAGCUGCAAAACAACAAGUUCACAGCUUUAGGGUCACAUGCAUAGGGAAACAGAAGCUUAUGCACGUUUCAGCCUCGGGUGUCACAAUCCAUGUUUUCAGAACACUAUGUCAAGCAGAUCCAGGAAUGCUGGAUUUGUGUAUGAUGGAAUAACUACCAGUGGCACAAAUAUCUAUCUUUUUCGUAAUUCCUUGGGAUACUAAUGAGAUUAUUUCAUAACUGCUGGUGUAGAACUUCCAGAUGACCAGUUGAAAGAUCCAACAGGAUACUGAAGAUUUGCACAGAGUAUCUCGUACUCCUAAGGAAUGUUUUAUUUAGAUGCACCACACGCUUACAAUUAGUGAGCAGACUCAAAUCCAUCUUACAGUUAAAAAACAAAUACAGGAAGCUCUUUUGACUUGCCUAUCAGAGGCUGCAUUAUAAAUUAAUCCUGCAAUUCACACGCAUUUCCUUGGUAUGACUGAGCACCAUCUCCUACAAACCAGAACGAAUGCAGAACAGAAGCCCUGGCUGCCGGCUGUGCUGGGGAUGCUCGCACCUGAGCCGUCCCAAGCCCACAGCGACACCUGGAGGAACAGCAGGGCUGCUCACACAGUAAAUUCAGGUGGCUACAUCUCCAGAGCCAGAAAUCCUCCAUCUACAUUCUCUAACCAAGUGCCUCAGGGGAGGAAAAAAAAAGUAAAAAUUAAAAAAAAAAAAUCAAGAGGGGAGCUCUGCUUUGGUCAAAUGCCAGGGACUGUGCUGAGUGGAUGAGGUGCAACCAGAAGUAACCACCACGCUCCAGCCUUAACUUUCUCCAGCAUAUUGGCAAGUCACAGAAUAGGCUGACUGGUAACUGAGUAUAAGUUGUCAUAUCAACCAGCAUUUUGGAGCAGCUGCACAAACACAACUGUAUUAGCAGCCUGCCUGUACAGUUUGUCAACAACAACAACUUUAAAACUGUCAAUCCAAAGCUAACUCCCAAGUAUAAACAAUUUCUGAGAAGAAAGCUUACAAGAUUGCAAAAUGCUCACUGCUAACUGAAAUAGUAGAUAAGCAUUGCUCAUGUUUGAGACAUGAAACACCACGAGUGAACUUGCUCCCUAGCAUCUGAAACCCAUUUCCUGCCUGUACUGCUUGUACAGUGUCAGAAAAGGAGGGAAAUCUUUAUUUGGCCAAGUCUCUCCAAGGAAAUCUGAUACAUAGAUAGAUCAUGCAUAAUACUCUCAGCAUACGGUGGCCAAGUCUGAAGCCUGAGGCACCAAUCCAAAGCCUCUCAAACAGAAAUGGCAGCUGUACCUGCAGUCAUAAAAGCAUGCCACUGUUCUAACAGGAGCCUUCACCACCUCAUGGGAUAACUCCCAUUUCUGAUGUUACAGACUGAGCUGGGAUAAAGCACCACCACUGCAGAUACUCAAGUCCUCGGGUGCCUAGCUUCUGCCACUGGAAAGAAGUUAGGACCUAUACGAAAUUUCCCACCCAGGUUCCGAUGAACACUCUGUAAUGUACUAACCUUCAGCAAGGAGCAAAUGCAUUUCGUUCUUUUUAA